UGGCCGCGAGUCUCGUGCCGAGGGUGUGUUAUUGUACAAACGGCCCUCUGACAAUAACUAGCCAUUAAGCGUGCUUUCACUUUUUACGGGCUCAAUCUUUUUCAUUGUUGAACUUAGUGUGAUUUGUUACUCAGUUGCCAUCGCCGCUUUCUUCGCCCGGUCCAGCAGGAAACAGCAGCGCCGUCAGCCCACAACAAAGACAAGACACAAGAAUGCCUGAGCAAAGCAACGACUACCGAGUGGUGGUUUUCGGAGCAGGUGGCGUCGGUAAAAGUUCCCUCGUCUUGCGAUUCGUCAAGGGCACUUUUCGCGAGUCCUACAUUCCAACCAUUGAAGACACUUACAGACAGGUGAUCAGCUGCAACAAAAACAUCUGCACGCUGCAGAUCACAGAUACAACAGGCUCGCACCAGUUCCCCGCGAUGCAGCGUCUCUCGAUCUCCAAGGGGCACGCGUUCAUCUUGGUAUUCUCUGUGACCUCCUGACAGUCGCUGGAGGAGCUGCGGCCCAUCUGGGAGGUCAUGUGUGAGGUCAAGGGUGGCAGUCUGGACGGCAUUCCCGUUAUGUUGGUGGGCAACAAAGUGGACGAGGAGACCACCCGAGAGGUCACACUGGCCGAGGGCGAGGCGCAGGCGCAGCGCUGGGGUUGCAGCUACAUGGAGACAUCCGCCAAAACCAAUCACAACGUCAAAGAGCUGUUCCAAGAACUGCUCAACAUGGAGAAGAACAGGUCCAUUUCGCUUCAGUUGGACGCUAAGAACCGCAGCGCCAAAGGGACAAGCAAGAUCAAGGAGAAGUGCAGCGUCAUGUGAGACUGGCUGCCCCCCGGCCUACAACGAAAGUAACUAACUAACUAACAAACAAACAAACAAAACAAAUCCCACACAUCGAGUGACUGACUGACUGCGAUGACUGACCGACUGCUGCUGCUUUUUUGAGGCGACCGAGAGCUGUCUGCGUGUGCGCGAAUGGUGUUGAGGACGAUCGAGUGAAAGAGAGUCGGCGGAUGCGAGUGCUGGACGAGCACGGUUACGGGUCUCAACCAGGGAUGGCCGCUCUCCCUUUCCUCCAUUAAGAUUAAUUGAUGCGCUCUCUGCAGGCAGGCACACACACACGCGUGCUCUGCCUUCAGCCGUGAUUCCGCGUUUGGAGACGGUAUCUAGAUGCUUUGUUUUAUUACGCUGCUGAUUACUCGUCAUUCGAUGGCGAACCCCUUGUACUACAAGGUUCUUUUACACUAUGAGUUAGAGGAAACUGGGACAGCCGCGCAUCGAAGUAAAAGCUUGUUUUAUCAUUCAACGAGCUAGUGUGGCUGUCGUUUGUGGAUUUAUGAGCGCGUGCAAGAUUUUUAUUGUACUCCGUGGGUGCCAGAGUGGAUGUGUUAUGCUUGAAAUGGGGCAUUUCGGAAAUUUAAUAACUCAUAAAACGGCUUCUCAAUGUAGAUCUUGUGCCUCACUCAGAGUUGUAAUUACCUUAUGAAAAAUAUUAUAUUACAAACGUUUUGGAUUCAGCAGAAACGGUGCUGUGUACAAAAUAAUAUUAUACACUUAUUAUAUCCUUGAAUGCGACAAAAACGUGCGAGAACAAGCAUUUGCGCAUUUUAUGCUUUUGAAUUCAAGAGUAUUUUUGUGAAGAUUCUUCGCUUCCAAUGUUUCUUGGCGUCAAAACAUCCAAAAGUACGCGAUUCUUCAUUCUUGAAUCUUUUUCGAUGGUGUUAGGAUCAUUCCUUUUGACGUGAUAUAUUUUUAAAACGUCGACACGGCCUGAAGUAUGAAAUACGUGUGCUUUAAUCUUAUUUCAUUCUCUCUGUACUAGUCGAAUAUCUAUAAUCUACCUUAUUGCUGGUCUUUUUUGAAGGAGUGUCUUCUGAAAUAAUACUUCUUCCAAUGGUAAAUAGAGUUUUUGGAAAUUCUUUUUGUGACAAAAAGUACUGCCCCGCCUGUACAAUUUCAUUCGUAUAAUAAUUAUAGUUUCCAUCAAUAAUGAUCAUCCACGUUUAAUUAUAAUUAAGUCUGUAUAGUGUCUUUCAUAAAUAGGGACUUCUUGUCGUCGUUUCAAUGCGAGUUGGCUGUUUCGUUUAACAACUUCCCGUGCUCCCGCUGCAAUAAAUUUUUCGGUUUUCUCUUGAUGUAUCCAUUUAGCUAAAUUCCAUAAGUGAAAAUCGAAAGUGAUGAAGCGUAUAACAAAAUAUAAUAUGUAAAAACCGUUAAAUAUCCUAUUUCAUGUAAUGGCAGUUUUAUGAAAGAACGAGGCAAUAAUGACGAAUAAAAAUAAUGGUUUGGAAAAAUGAAUGCGUAAACAAAGAGAAAAUUUCGUAAGAGUCGUAGAACGCGUAUUGCAUUUUUUGGUCCAUCCCUGGUCUUUUCUGUAAAUAACAAAAACGAAGGUACGAGAAAAAACGUGGUGUGCGAGGGCUGGUUCCUUAAAAGUUCGCACCACUCAAUAAUAAAAGCAAAUUGAAAAAUCGACGACUCUGUUUCUGGCAUAUCAGCUGCGUGUAAAUAAGUUACCAUACUCGCGUGAGACGAAUAUAUAUUGAUAAAACUUAAAUUCAAGAAAAGUUAAAUCUAGAGCAAAGAGGAAGAGAGAGAGAGAAACAAUUAAAAUGUUGCGAAAGAAUAUAUAGUUCGCCACUGAAGAAAAAAAUGUAACAAAGUUUAUUAUAUGAAAUUAAACUUAAGAAAAGCAUGACCCCAUAUUAUGUAAUCGAUAAAUUACCAUUAAUAAAGUUACUUCAUAUUCGCUAUAACAAAA
This is a messenger RNA of Cloeon dipterum, 2754 nucleotides long. RefSeq names its product GTP-binding protein Di-Ras2. Gene Ontology annotation, cellular component: plasma membrane. Gene Ontology annotation, biological process: signal transduction. The record is from RefSeq and is a predicted model, not a curated record. Gene Ontology annotation, molecular function: GTPase activity; GDP binding; GTP binding. The transcript has 4 exons. NCBI's taxonomy places the organism in Eukaryota, Metazoa, Arthropoda, Insecta, Ephemeroptera, Baetidae.